This is a messenger RNA of Hemicordylus capensis (graceful crag lizard), 1271 nucleotides long. RefSeq lists its product as uncharacterized. Bases 193 to 810 code for a protein of 205 amino acids. Lineage: Eukaryota; Metazoa; Chordata; Lepidosauria; Squamata; Cordylidae. The transcript is spliced from 2 exons. The record is from RefSeq and is a predicted model, not a curated record.
CAGGUCAUGAAGUUGCCUGCAUUCAUUCAGGUCUCUCCAGCACUCAAACUGGGAGCUUGGUAAUGAUGGAAGGAGUCAUUUGAUUACAAUGUGUUUGUGACAAUCAAUAUGAACUUUAAGGGCCACUUGCUAUAAUUCUCAUACAAUGAACAUCAAUUAGUGGGAGACAUUUCUCGCUGAAAAUUCAACACAAUGUUUCCUCAUGGCCUGGCUUAUCUCUUAUGGUUUGUCUUAUUACAAGAUGUUUUUGGUUUUUGUGGACGACCGGCUUGGACAACAACUGUCUGGGAAGUGACACCACAGGAUCUGGAGCAACUGAAGACUGAAGAGCAAUGUAACUGCCUUCAUAACUCAGUGUGUCAAAUAUGCCACUACUUUGCUGGCCUGAAACUAUCCAAAGGGGGCCUAGAAAUUUUAUAUGCUUGUUGCAAAGUGGCACUCUUUAUGGUUGCAGGUUUAACUAUACACUACCUGUUACCAAAAGUGAAAUGGACAAAAGACACAAAGUCCUGUCAGGUCCCAACACCUGCAGUUUCGAUUGCUUCAGAUGCACAAUACACACAGAAGAUGCUAUACAGGUUGGUGGCGAACACAUCCAAAAUGAUGAAGUAUGUGAAGCAUGUUGCCCACCGUCACAAAAAAGAGCUCAGAUACAAAAAAAAGAUGUUAGAAUUAAGCAAGAAAAAAGCUGAUGAAAUUGAUGAGGAUGAACAGCUCUUUGCAAUUUGUUCUCAAAACGAAAGCUCCACUGAAGAUACCGUAUGCAUGAAAAUGAAAAUGAAACAAAAACUUGUUCCUUGCGAUAUCUAGCUCUUCCUUUCAACAUAAAUGACAAAAGCCUGAAAUGGUCACUCACCAUGCCUCAUACGGAUUCUUUGAAGCAUCUUAUGAAGGUGAGAUGCACAAAAGAAGGGCCAUUAAACUUUGUUUAAGUCUAGCCAAAGUGAUUUGCGUUUAGAAUGCAAAGAAUUAAAGACUAUAUUUGUUGGACAAACCUGUGAUUCUUCCAUAUGACCCAGCUGUUAAGCCCCUUCACUUAUACAAGAUUACUAAAAAAGAAAACAGUUUUUAAGUGGAAGACUCUCUUCUCCCAUGUAUUUUUUUAAAUUUUUAAUUAGAUCUCUUUUUAUAUUUUAGCAUAAUAUUUAAUUGUGUGAUUUUUAUAGUCUUGUUUUAACUUUUCCUAUGUGAACCGCCUCGUGAUUGUUUUAAUGAAAGGCGGUAUAUAAAUUUAACAAUAAAUAAAUAAAUAUCAAGUGCUGUUUUAGCAA